Halteromyces radiatus is the source of this 700-nucleotide messenger RNA. Its product is annotated as thioredoxin-like protein. Lineage: Eukaryota; Fungi; Mucoromycota; Mucoromycetes; Mucorales; Cunninghamellaceae. Gene Ontology annotation, cellular component: cytoplasm. Bases 26 to 700 code for a protein of 224 amino acids. The record is from RefSeq and is a predicted model, not a curated record. Gene Ontology annotation, molecular function: glutathione transferase activity. The transcript has 5 exons.
AUUACUGGAUCAAAAAAAAAAAAAGAUGGCGUCUUCAAAAUUGACUUUAUAUCGAGCAGAAAUAUGCCCAUAUGCUCAACGAGCAGCGAUUGCACUCAAAGAAUCUGGAGCAGACUACAAUGAAGUCUUGAUUGAUUUACAGAACAAACCUGAUUGGUACACAGUAAAAGUCAAUCCUGAAGGAAAAGUACCAGCAUUGGAUGUCAAUGGAACAACUGUCGCUGAAUCUCUUGUUGUGAUUGAAUUGGUGAAUGAUCUUUUCCCUGAAAAAAAUUUACUUCCAAAGGACCCUAUUAAAAAAGCACAAGCUCGAUUCGUGAUUGAGUUCUUCAAUAACAAGAUUUGGACUAAUGUUUUUAAGCAUGCUGGAGGUCAACUCUCAAAAGAUGAUUUCAUCAAAGAAUCAGAAGCUGGUUUUACCAGAUUGAAUGAAUUAUUAUUGGAACAAUCAAAAACAGGACCUUACUUUUUGGGAGAACAAUAUUCUUUAGCUGAUGUCGCUGUAUCACCCUUCCUAGCACGUAUUUUUGCUUUAACAUCCUUGUUUGGCGGUGAAUUCCAAUUUAAAGCUAUCAAGGAUAAUGAACGUUUGGCACAAUUUGUUCAUGGUGUACUCUCACGUCCCUCAUUCCGAGAAUCUUACGCUGGCGAUGAAGCGUUCAUUGAUAUUCUUAAGAAUAAAUUUAAUUAUCACCUUUGA